Messenger RNA from Arvicola amphibius (Eurasian water vole), 1617 nucleotides. RefSeq names its product E3 ubiquitin-protein ligase RLIM-like. Lineage: Eukaryota; Metazoa; Chordata; Mammalia; Rodentia; Cricetidae. Bases 1 to 1617 code for a protein of 538 amino acids. The transcript has 3 exons. The record is from RefSeq and is a predicted model, not a curated record.
AUGGAAAACUCAGAUUCUAGCGAUCAAGGAAAUGACCAAUCUGCAGCACAGCGCAGAAGGCAAAUGGAUCCAUUGGAUCGGGAAGAAGCUUUCUAUCGAUUUGUAAAUAAUCUGAGCGGAGAAGACUAUCGACUUAUGAGAGACAACAAUUUGCCAAGCACCGCAAGUCAAAGUACUGAGGAGGAGCUUCUCAGAGGACUACAGCAAAUUAAAGAGGGGCCACCACCACCACCCCUGCCACAGAGCUCAGAAGAAAAUAGACGUGGAGUCUCUUCAGAUGACCUGUCCAAUGGUGAGUCCAUAACAGAUUGGCCUAACUCUGUCAGCCAGACUGGCAAUACAACAAGAAGUGGUCAGAGAGGAAAUCAGUCCUGGAGGGCAGUGAGCCAGACUAACCCAAACAGUGGUGAUUUCAGAUUCAGUUUAGAGACAAAUGUCAACCGUAAUAAUGGAAGCCAAACCCCAGAGAAUGAAAAUAAAACAUCUGCUACUCGUCUUAAUGUAGAAAACAUGGACAGUAGCAGUCAAAGGCAAAUGGUAAAUUCAGCAUCUGACACAUCAUCUGCCAGAAUACCUAGUUCAGAAUGCAGUUCUGCUGAAGCAUUAACAGAAGUGCCAUCCACCAGAGGUCGGAGGAGGGAAAGAAGCCGGAAACCCGAACACCAGAGAAGAACCAGAGCCAGAGCUGAGAGAAGUAGGUCCUCUCUGCACCCAGCAAAUGCAAUUCCACGAAGAUCUCAUCAUAGCAUCUCAUCUCAGACUUUUGAGCACCCUUUGGUAAACGAGAUCGAGGGAAGUUCUAGGGCCCCUUGCCUUGGGACUUUGAGACAGCACAUAACUGGACCUGAGUUGCUAGGUAGAGGUCCUUGUGCGGCUUCUGGGUCAAGAAAUUCUGCAGCUCAAGGGACAAGUUAUUCAGACACGGAUACCAAUGGUGAAGCGGCAGGAUCUGGUCAAAGACCUCCAACCAGAGACCUUCAAGUCAGAAGGGGUCUGCUGGGAGAAUACCCGCAGAGAGAGAGCAUAGCUAGCAGAACUCGGUCAAGGUCUCAGACCCCAAACAACACAGUCACUUCUGAAAGAGAAGAUGGAGGUUUUAUACGCACCUUUACACUUUUGGGACGUGCAGCUGGGAGAACCUAUGUGAGUAGAGACGGGUUUUCCACUCUUACAAUCUUCGAUCCUGGAUCAAGGGAAACUACAACUGUUCCGAUUCAAACCAGGCUAAGGCAGAGAUCGACAAGUUUGGGUGAGCUUCCAUGGAGUGGAAGACCUUCCGAUGGUUACAGUUCAGAAACUCUCUCAGCGAUGUUUGAAGGAGGAGUACUUUGCUUCUACAUGAUGGCAUUAGGAGGAAAAUUCUGUCAUUUCUCUAUAUUUGUCCUGCCCGGGACUAGCUGCUCUCAGGACCUGCUGCCCCCUCUGCUCUUGGGACCCACUGCCCCCUGCAUGCCAGGCAGCUGCAAAUCCAUUACAUUUGGUACAAUGAUUCAGAUAGACUCUCCUGCCCUGAACCUCUCUCCCAGGGUCGGGAUCCUGAACCAGGUGGCUCUGGGAGUCUCCAUGGAACCAAACCAUUAUAAGAAACCCCAAACUGCUGAAUCUACAAGGGAUUGA